AUGGCCACUGCUCAAGAAUACACCAGCGAACAGUUGAAUUAUUUCCGGGUCUGCUAUCUCACCACGGAUAUAAUUGCCGGGGGUCUGCGUGCAAUCUUCAAAAAGGAAUGGGACAGUCGCUACAUAACAUCGUUAGGAGAGUGGAAAGACGAGCCAAAAGAUGGUCUGGAUUUCAAGAACCGAGAAUCUUCGCGCAAGAAGAGGGAAAAAGCCCAUCUUCUGGCCACCAUGGUUAACGGAAACAGAGCUGAAUGGGAUUGUACCAUGCUGUUUUACGCCAUUCUUUUCUCCGAUUCUAUCGGUAAUGGUCUCAAUCCAACUAAACGAUCAAAAGUGGAUGAUCUCAGAAAGUUCCGUAAUGAAGAUUUUGCACACAUGCCACAUGGCCACCUCACAGACGCAGAGUUUCAAAAUGCAAUUAGUAAAGUUGACGUAGCCUUCCAAGCUCUUGGUCUCUCCACAGACCAAAUUCAAGUGAUACGAAACCAGACAAAUUUCCCCACGGAAGAAUUGAAGAAAGUGUUAAAAAAGGUCGAAGAUCUAAAAAAGGAAGUGGAGGUACUUGAAGCUCAACUUAACAAAGAGAUUUCAUCCUUCUGCGUCCUUCCGCCUAAGCCGUCACACGAAGUUGCAGAUCGUGAAUCUGAGGUGGCUGGAAUUACAAAACUGUUAGAAGAGCUUAAAGAAGCCAACGAGAACAGAUUGAGUUACUUGUAUAUCUCUGGCAACCCAGGAAGUGGCAAAUCUCAGUUAGCUGGUCUCGUUGCGAAGAGAUACUCUGAUGUAGUCCAUGCAAUUCCAAAUUCUACACUUUUUGUGAUGACGGUAAAUGCUGAGAGCCCAAGCACGCUUCUAGAGUCGUAUGUCUUCUUGGCAAGGAAGCUUAAGUGCCCAGAAUAUGCCAUUACUAACACACUUAACUCUCCAAAUUUUAACUCAGACGAGAAGAUUGCUCAUUUGAAGUCCUUAAUCGGCACAAAAGUCGAGCUUUACACCACCUGGCUUCUGGUUGUUGACAACGUCAAAUGCAUCACUAAGAUUCGUGCCUAUUUGCCAGCGUCUGGAAAUGAGCAGUGGGCGAGAGGUCAAUUGCUGAUCACAACACAAGACACCGCGUCUGUUCCGUCAAUGAGCCCUUUUGUCAAUCACGUCUCAGUCAGCAAAGGUAUGGAGCCCCAUGAUGCAGUACACCUACUAAAAAAGGUUUCUGGCAUCUCAGGUCGUGAGACGGAGGAGGUUGCACGAAAAUUAGACUAUCAGCCCCUUACCUUAGCGAGAGCUGCCGCUUACGUCAGGGAAGUUCGUGAGAUCAAAGGUGAAGCAAAUUUUGGCUGGAGUGAUUACUUUGAGAAACUCAAGGAAGGAAGAAUAGUUGCUACUGACACAAUUGUCGUCGACCCAGUUUAUCCAAAAUCAAUGGGUGAGGUAACGAGACUAGCUGUUAAAGAGGCAAUUGAAUCCACCAAUGUUAUAAUCAAGUACGUUUUUACUUUGCUUUUCUUUUGUGCACCGCAACCGUUAAGUUUGGAGAUAGUAACCAAUUAUAUUCGCAACAAAGCGGUGGAAAUGGAUGAUGAAGAUGCUAUCAGACUGAAGAUUCAAAGAUGCUCUCUGCUCCUUUUUCACCAAGAGAAGAAUGCUUUCUUUAUAAGAAUCCAUCAGGUUGUACACGAUGCCAUCCGCGCUGUGCUUAAAGAUUAUCUCAAGUAUGAUAAGUUAGGAGCCAUGAAAGCAGCAUUCAUGUCAUUUUACCAGUUCGUUAAAGAUACUCGACGAGAUCAUCUUUCCUACUUAGAUACUUUCGCGAAGUACGCUCAAUGCAUUCCUCAUCUAGAAUCAUUGAUUAUACAAAUUAAAGAUAUCUUUUCCGUGGAAAAAACGCGUAAUGCUGCAGAGAUUAUGUUUAAAUCUCAAAGAGACACAUAUUACCUAGAAACACUCGGGCUGACGUGUUACGAACAGUUUGCAUUCGAAGCAGCCAAAGAGAGUUAUGAUCGUGCACUGACCAUUCUUCUGAAAGAGUUUGGACCUGAGCAUGUCGACGUUGGAAUAACAUACAGGAACCUGGGAAUUGUGCACAAACACCUGCAAGACCUCGAUGAGGCAAAGAAGUAUUUUGAACUCGCACUACCCAUUCUCCAGAAAGAGCUGGGCCCUACAUAUUAUUUCGUGGGAAACCUGGGAAAUGUGCUCAGAGACCUGGGUGAGCUGAACCAGGCUAAAGAGAGUCAUCAUCUUGCACUAACCAUUUUUCUGAAAGCGAGUGGACCUGAGCAUGAAGACGUUGGAAUAACAUACAGGAACCUGGGAAUUGUGCACAAACACCUGCAAGACCUCGAUGAGGCAAAGAAGUAUUUUGAACUCGCACUACCCAUUUUCCAGAAAGAGCUGGGACCUGAAUGUUUUGUCGUGGGAGAAACGCACGUAAAGCUGGGAAAUGUACUUAAAGACCUGGGUGAGCUGAAUCAAGCAAAAGAGAGUUAUGAUCGUGCACUUUCCAUUCUUCUGAAAAAGUUCAGAUCUGGACAUCGUUUGGUAAAAAUGAUCAAGGACAGUUUGGUAAAGAUAAAGCAAUUGCAGGAAAAUUGUCCGCGAUCUUCGGGUGGUUUUGGAAAACGACCCACCGGUUCAGGACAUCCUGGAUUAGUGCCAGCAAAACGAUCGAAAAAGAUGUAAGAAAUCGACUCUGCCUUUCAUUUUCGACCUUGGGUUUAUUUCAAAUGGUAAAAAUAACUCUCGAGACAAAAAUGGAAAUUCACUUCAAAAAUGUUAUAACGUACAAAAUACAGAUAUUGAGUCCGCAUUACAUGGUUACGUUUAUGCUACCAUGCGCUCUGGAGUAAUACAGUUUGGAGUCGAUCCGCCAUCUUGUUUGCUGACGGUGUUUAUCUUCGUACUAGUCACCCGAGAAUUAAACAUUUCUGGCGACGAACACGGGAUGAUCUUUCCAAGCCUCGGAAAAAUGGAAGAGUCCAAUGCAACAGCCACAAGAAUUAGGUGUUACUUCGAGCGAUGAGCAAUAUUUAACAGCAAACAACGUUUCCGCCGCUGCAGACACACUGACGCGCGAAGUGUUGUCAUGAUUUCUGUCAAUAGCGCCGAAGCUUACGAUACCCUUUCAAUUUUGUACUCUCCGGUUUCCUCAUUAAGGUAAAGCUAUACGUAUCUCGACAGAUUCCCGAGAUCUCAUUUCGCACUGAUGAAAAUUGCCAUCGUACAAAGACACAGAGGCAGACUUGAAACAGCUAGCAAGAUGAGAGUCUUAUUGCAGGCAAUUAUUAAGAGGAUCACUUCGAGAACUUAGACAAUGUCCGCUGCCUAAACCAUUAUGGCCUGCGACUUCAGCUCAUUUAAUGUAAAUUUAUUCGGAAAUCCUCAACUUAUAUAGAUGUGUCGUCUCUGCCAAAGGGAUUUCGCUAACAGAGGGAAAUAUAGAAGCCAUCAAUCAAACGGCAAGCAUGGAGAACCCUGAUUACCUGAGUGCCUUGCUGUUAGCUAAGCUCAAUCCUCUAACCACUCAACCAGUUUUUUCGAAAAACCCAGGAAUUCAAGUUGUCCUCUUAGUAUGACAAAGCAUUUAACCAAGCCAAGAUCUUGGUUUCAUCUUCAAAUGUGCUAUUCCAUUGUCACCACAUGAACAACGCAACUGUCAUUCUUAAGAGCGACGCAAUCCAGUAUGGAAUUGGAGCAGUUUUACUCCACCGCUUCCCGUCUAUUGCCUACUACCCGAGGUCCCUAAAUUCUUAAAAGAGAAACUAAAGCCAGAUCGAAGAUCUCGCCAUAAUUUUUCGGCUGCGCUUCCAAAUGUUGCAUCUGUCAGGUGCAACGUUACAUUGAGAACUGAGCGCAAACCCUGGUAUGAAGAUGUCAGCCACAGACUUUGCGACGCCGGUUUUAGCAACUUCUAGACUUCAAAACUGGUCCCUCCCCCUUUCUUCACACACAACGAAAUCGGGUUUAAAUUGUUUGCUGAAUUCCCCAGUGCCGAUUCUUUGUCAAGGCUCCCACCUCAUUGCAGUAAAGAAAUAUGAUAGAAUUUAAAAAUCUUCCAUGUGGCUUCUCAGUAGAUAAAACGACACGCAGUCUCUCCCACACAUUGCCAAAGAAACGUCCAGGAACGUUGUAUUGGUCCAGGCGCUAUUGCUUUCAAAAAAUGGAUGGCUUGUCCAUUCGCACGUCGAUUCUAUUCUCAAGUCAUACUUUGUCGGCAAGUAGAAGGUCUCUUUCAGGCAGGGCUGCCUCAUGUGAGGACUUCGAACUGUUAUACCACCCUUCCAGAGACAGCUAAUUCUGUUAUAACUACACGAGGCACAUGCAGAAAUUGUCUGCAAUUCAAUGACCUGCAUCCUGUAUAGUGACCUGGAAUAGAUCGGGAGAUUUUACGGAUCAUUCGAGAAUGUUAACUUUGCCAAAAGACCCGUAAGACUCCUCCAGCCUCGCCACUUUUAUCAUGGUCCAGGCCGACAGUUCCAUGGAAACGUAGAUUUUGCCACCUCUCCGUUGAGGGACUACCUGUCAUAGUUGGUGCUCACUCCUAUUGGCUUGAAGUGUUCGGUCCCACGUAGAGAACGUCUGCUGACUCGCACGUCAACGCCUUGUGCUAUAUCGAGGUAUCAUUAUCCGGCUCAAAUUUUCAGUGACAAUAGGCCGCCAUUCCCCUUUGCAGAAUAUGAAGAAUUCCUGCAGCGUAGUGGCAUUCAGCGAGUUCUAAUCUCUUCAGAUGAUGUGACUGAGCGAUUUGCACAGACCCGUAAGUCCCCCUAUGGAGUCAUCAUCUACCGAUUCAUCAAGUUCUAUUCAUUGACGGACUUAAAAUUUCCUUUGGUCCAACGGAAGUACUCCACAUGCUACCACUAAGUCAUCUCUUGUCAAUUUCAGUUGUGAGAACUGUGCACACGACUUCCCCCUGCAAGACCUGAUAUUGGUGCUCAUGUUGCCAGCUAGAAAGACUAUUGAAUACUGUCCGGCUAAUCACGACAAGUAGGCCAAGUUUAGAGAGAUGGUUUGGGAGACAGUUUUCUCGCACGUACCGUCGCACAGCAAACUCUGCCUGCUUCCUUCCAAGGUCAGCUGAAUGAUGGGCGGACCUGAAGAAGACACGUGGAUGAUGUUCUUCAGAACAGACUAAGCCCUGUGGCAACUGAAUCUGGCACAAUAAUGGCACAGGUACAAGCGGAAGCAGCCACUGAGGACUCUUCUCCUUCUAAUGUAGGAGAACCACACCCCUACUGGAAGUUUGCAGAGCGGUAGAGUCACCUACAGCUAUUCCUGCCACUCCCUGCCUACUUUGGUCUCAACUUGCUUCCAAGCCACCUCAGGGGCCAGUUAAGUUACACUUAAACGGACAGUUCACCUAAAUGAACAGUUUUAAAAAUCUGUGUGGUUUUUAAGGAUUUACUGAACAUUUAAGAUUUUCUGAGCUGAUGGUUUUUUAUUUGCUCAUCAGUUUUAGUCAUUCCUAGCGGAAUGUCUCCACGGGAAGGAGAUAUAGUUUCAAAAUAUAGAAAUUGAGCCCACAGUAUUUUUCUAUUACUUAUUCGGCUACCAUGUACUUCAGAGUGAUACAUUUUAGGAGUGGUUCUGCCAUCUUGCGUGCAGUGUUCGUCGUCUUAUUGGUCAACCACGAGAACAUAAAACAAUGUUGUUAUGUGACAAAACAAUCUUGGAACCACGUGAAGAGGCGGAGCUCACUUUGUUCAUAGAAAUUGCCAGUUACAGUCGAGAGAUACGCUUUAUUAUAAUAUUUUUAGACUGUGCAACAAGAAUUAAUAUCAUUUAGCGCAAGGGUUCUCUAUAGGAGCUUUAGAGGAUUAGUCUAUAGGGCAUAGUUAACAUUUUCUGUUGUCGUCGAGACCUGAGAAUUCGUAAAUCGUAAGAAAUUGGAACAUUCUUAGUGUAAACUAGACUCUCUUAGAGGGCUGGCAUAACGAAAAAUAAUUUUGGAAUCCUACCAACUGUCCUAAUGACGAAAUACAUAGCUGAAAAAGGAACUUUUAUAAUCUGAUUAAAUACCUCGAGGACAUUCCCUUACCAAGUUAAAGUCCGUCUAUAGUUAGCGGGGCCACAUACACACACGCACAACUGACCAAUCACAUUACGGGGAAACGAGCAGUGAUUUUCCAAUUUGAUUCUUUAUAAUCCUUUCUAUCUAAGCACUGAUUAGCACGAUUAAAUUUAGGCGGGAAUUUCUUCGUUUGUUUUCUCGUGAUGUAAUUGGUUUAUUUUGUUUAACUGACACUGGAAGAACAGAGGCCUUGUAAUAUGUAAUAUGUAAAUGGUGCCACGAAUUUAAAAGAGACCAUGUUGUUUUAUAUUUUAUAACUAGUUGUGGACCUUCAGCACCGUUUUAAGUCAUUAAAGCACCUUAAGAAAUU
Pocillopora verrucosa is the source of this 6374-nucleotide messenger RNA. NCBI's taxonomy places the organism in Eukaryota, Metazoa, Cnidaria, Anthozoa, Scleractinia, Pocilloporidae. The record is from RefSeq and is a predicted model, not a curated record.